CAAGGCUCAAUAGCCCCACCUUUUGCGCUUCCCGCACCGUCAAUCAAAAUAAGGGAAAAAAAAUCGACCCGAAUCUCCGAUCACAGCCCGCCUUUGAUUAAAACAAUCAUGUUUGGAGUUUAAAUGAACAGAUAACCUUGCUAUUUUUUAGCCGUUCGCGCUAUGACUGGUACGUAACACUUAAACCGAUCGAAGCACAGCACCGCCGCCCCAGAACAGCCAGCGAAGCAGCAGGAAAUGGCUGCCUUGGACGCGGACGGCGGUCAGAGCGACUUUCUGCAGCCCGCCGCAGGAGCCGCCGCCUCGGACCAGCAGGCGACAGACCUCGCGUCCAUCCAGCUGACUGGCUCAUCUGACCGCUGGGAGGUGCUCACCCCGGUUUCUACCAGUAAAGAGGACUCUGGUGUAGUAAACUUGCCCAGUGGGGGGAUUGUGGGCACCAACGGGCAGUAUGUGGUGCCACUGCAGACUGUACCAGGGCAGAGCCAGCCUGUCUUUGUGACUGCUGGGACAGAUGGUGCCAGCGCCAACGGCAUCCAGUACCAGGUCAUCCCGCAGCUCCAGAGCGCAGAAGCCACAUCAUUAGGUUACACUACGUCCACAGCCGAUGGCGCCACGCUGGGUACGGACAUCGCCAUACUGCCCGACGGAACCCAGGGCAUCCCCACGGCGACUAGCGCCAACGACCUGCAGGGUUUGCUGGCGCAAACUGGACAUGUGCAGCAGAUACCGAGCGUCUCGUUGGCAGGAAGUGGGUUCGCAGGGCAGGGCCAGGUGGUGGCUAAUAUGCCAGUCGGAUUGCCUGGGAACAUCACGUUUGUGCCGAUUAACAGCCUGAGCAACGCUGACUUGGAGUCCCUGGGCCUGGCUGGAGCUCAGACCAUCGCUACUGGCGUUACAGCUGACGGUCAGCUUAUCAUGACGGGUGACAACACGGUCCAGAGUACGCUGGAUAAAACCAACAAUGCCAACAGCACCAACACCUUUGUUCCACCGACCUCGACCUCCUCCUCCACUGCCACAUCGUUGCCUGAGACGAUAGACGGCACAGGGGUUCUGACCCAAGCCACGGCUGUUUCGGCUGGACAACAAGAUCCGUCCUUCAUUCAGCAGAACCACGUGCCUACCUCCGUGCCUGUGACCACUGAACCCGUGGUGCAGCUAGUGUCCUCGCAGACGGCAGAAGGUGCCGCGCAGACGCUACAAAACGUGCAGCUGCUCAAUGCGGGCACCUUCUUAAUCCAGGCGCAGACCGUUUCGCCUACGGGACAGAUCCAAUGGCAGACUUUCCAGGUGCAGGGUGUGCAGAACCUACAGAACCUGCAGCUUCCUGGCGCUGGUGGAAUGGCAUCACCGCAGAUCACCAUCGCCCCUGUGCAGACGCUAGCGCUGGGGCAGCCUGGCACCAGUGUGCCCGCCGGACACAUCCCUAACCUGCAGACGGUCACGGUCAACUCCAUCACGCAGACGGAUCAGACCACCGAGAGUCCCUCAGGCAUUCAUAUCAAGGAGGAACCAGACACGGACGAUUGGGUGCUGAGCGGAGACUCCACCCUGAACACCAGCGAUUUAUCGCACCUCCGUGUACGACUGCUAGAUGAGGAGACUGAGGGGGUGGGACAGGAGGGCAAGAGGCUCCGGAGGGUGGCUUGUACCUGCCCUAACUGCAAGGAGGCUGGAGGGAGGGGUUCAGGCAUGGGCAAGAAGAAGCAGCACAUCUGCCACAUCCCCGGCUGUGGGAAGGUGUACGGUAAAACGUCUCAUCUGCGUGCUCACUUGCGCUGGCACUCAGGCGAGAGGCCCUUCAUCUGCUCCUGGAGUUACUGCGGCAAGAGAUUCACACGCAGCGACGAGCUGCAGCGCCACCGCAGAACACACACGGGAGAGAAGAAGUUCGUGUGUCCGCAGUGCUCGAAGCGCUUUAUGCGCAGCGAUCAUUUGGCCAAACAUAUUAAAACUCACCUGAACAAAAAAGGCCUGAACUCAGUCCCUGCAGCAGGGCAGACGGAGACCACCGCCCCUCCGGACAGCAUCGUCGCCGGAGGAGGGGCCACGCUCAUCCUGACCAACCUGCCCCAGGCUGGCACUCAAGACAUCCUCUCAAACUCUGACCUCCCGCUUCAGCUGGUCACUGUGUCUGCCAAUGAGGUCAUGGAGUGACCAAAAAAACCAAAACCGUCCACUUUCACAGCUGGCUUUUCACUAUCAAUUUUUAUAUAUGUGAUAAAUAUAUAUAAUAUGAAUAUAUAUUUUAAAAAAUGAAUUAUCAAUUUAUGCUCUGUAGCAGUCUUUUUGUACAAACAAGCAGGGAAGGGGCAGGGGGAAGGGACAUUUAAAUAUGGUUCGGGUCUACGCGCGCACACACUUGACACUCGUAUACACGCAUAUACAGUAUAUAGGAAUACACACUAACACAGAAAUGCCUUAUUUUGUAUCAUAUCAUAUUCUGUACUAUAUGAUGCUGGACUUGCAUGGAUUUUUACUUUCUUCUGAUCAAAUUGUUCAGGGGAUGAUGUGUGUGCAUGAAAGAUAUGGUACAGUGUGUGUGUGUGAGCGAGAGAGAGUGAUGUUUUGUGCAAAUUUGGCAAUAGGAGAGGGAAGUGACAUCAUCAGAGGCGAGAUACUCAUGAUCUGUCUAUCUUCCUCUUGAAUCCCUCUCUCGACUGGCCUUGGUCCAAGCAUGUCUUCACUCUUUCAUUAUGUUUCAUUUAACAUAAUGUGUAUUGACUCUGCGCUUCUCUCACACCCUUUGUGUAUCAUGAUUUGGAGGAUUUUUUUUUUUUUUUAAAUUUGAGUUUUAUUUUAUUGUCCAUAUGCAACUCGGGUGACAACGUCAGUAAUGUAAGACUUCUUUUUUUAAUUAUUGUCUUACUUCUCUAUAUUCAUGAUGGUGUCCCCUUGUUUUUCUCUUUUGCAUUUUUUUAUUUUUCCCUCCUCCAGUGCCCAAGAUUGUUUAUAGCCACCAUUUAUUUUUAGUAUAUAACUGAUUCUGUUGCCAUGGACUUUUCAAAUUAAUUACUUUUUAAAAUGUGUAAAAUUAUGUUACUUUUAUACUUUUUU
This is a messenger RNA of Neoarius graeffei (lesser salmon catfish), 3060 nucleotides long. RefSeq names its product Sp3b transcription factor (gene sp3b). Gene Ontology annotation, molecular function: RNA polymerase II cis-regulatory region sequence-specific DNA binding; DNA-binding transcription factor activity, RNA polymerase II-specific. The transcript is spliced from 6 exons. The coding region runs from base 238 to 2160 and encodes 640 amino acids. Gene Ontology annotation, biological process: regulation of transcription by RNA polymerase II. Lineage: Eukaryota; Metazoa; Chordata; Actinopteri; Siluriformes; Ariidae. The record is from RefSeq and is a predicted model, not a curated record.